AUGCUAGCCGGCUUUUGGGAAGAUUCCGCAAUGAACGACAUCGACGAGGAAUGUGAACGGCUCGAUGAACAUCCUCACGACUGCAUGAGGAAGGCUGAGAGUGCGCGAGACGCAGGGAACCAAGAACUCAAGUCCGAGCUCGAAAGGCUUUGCAGAGAGGCGAUAAAAAAAGACUUCAAAGAGGGAAGAGGAGUGUUGGCUGAUGUUGGAGAGGCGAGAAAGAACAUUCGCUACGCCCUUCGGAACUUCACCAAUCGUGAAACAAUAAUGACUACUAUCCUAUAUAGAGCAACUACAGCAUCGAGAAGGAGGACUGAAAAGGACAUUCACGACUUCUAUUCAGAUCUCAUCAAUAGCCACAUCCACUUGCCUCCUCACCAUCUGAGGGAAGAUGGACAUGUCAUUCCAAAGGUCCUCCCUUCCGAAGUCCGACAUGCCUCCAUGUCGGUGAAGAAUCGCACUUCACCCGGUCCCGACAGAAUCAUGCCCGAACAUCUGGAGUGCCUACCCAAGACCGCGCUGUUGUAUAAGAAGGGAGGCCCACAAGACAUCGCCAAAUAUCGCCCAGUCUGCUUACUGUCUGUCAUCUACAAGCUCUUCACAAGAGUAAUCUUAAACAGGAUAGAAAGAGCAUUAGAUGAAGGACAGCCAUGCGAGCAAACAGGGUUCCGAAGAGAGUUCAGUACGAUUGGCCCCAUACGCACGGUUUCAAAACUCAUAGAAGUAUCGCGAGAGUACAAGAUGCCGCUGUGUCUCACAUUCAUCGAUUUGAACAAAGCCUUUGAUACAAUUGAAACCGAAGCGGUAAUGGAGGCCUUGGACAACCAAGGCAUCCCUACUCCAUACACAAAGAUACUUCUUGAGUGGUACAGCAACUUUACAACCAAAAUUUCCCCAUUCUACAAUGUCAUAAUCGACGUGAAGAGGGGGACUCGUCGGGAUGACCGGGAUGACGCCCCAGAAUAUUCAGAGAUACUCUCAGAAACGCGAUGCGAGGAAUGGAAUGGGAUAACAUGUGAGUGA
Necator americanus (New World hookworm) is the source of this 1023-nucleotide messenger RNA. RefSeq lists its product as uncharacterized. The record is from RefSeq and is a predicted model, not a curated record. Bases 1 to 1023 code for a protein of 340 amino acids. The transcript has 3 exons. NCBI's taxonomy places the organism in Eukaryota, Metazoa, Nematoda, Chromadorea, Rhabditida, Ancylostomatidae.